This is a messenger RNA of Scutellospora calospora, 138 nucleotides long. The record is from the annotation of a GenBank genome assembly. NCBI's taxonomy places the organism in Eukaryota, Fungi, Glomeromycota, Glomeromycetes, Diversisporales, Gigasporaceae.
UAUGCAAAUUGGUAUCAAAUACUUAACAAGAUUCACAGAGUCAAUGAGCUUGCUUCUACUAUAAUACCAACUUCGACUUAUAAAAAUAAUAGAGAAGUAGUUAAUGCUGAAGUAAUAGAUAACAGUAAAGACAUAGAA